AUGUCCCUCUGCGCACUCUGCAAAACCAUCCCCGCCAACCUCUUCAGCUCCGGCCGAAAGGAGCAAUGCAGCCUCGCCCACCACGAGAACGUCACCGCGUUGCAGGCCUCAGCCGCAGCAGGCUGCCCCAUGUGCGCCGUGAUGUUGGGGGCGAUGCAGCGCCGCGCCGACCAGGACGGCCAGCCGCGCAGCACGUUCGGCAAGCCCGUGGACCCGUCCAAGCAGGUGCAGCUGCGGAGCACGAAGUUCGGCAUGCAAUGGGUCUGCGUCGACUGGGCGGACGUCGGGAGUCUGCGGGGGAUCCAAGUUCCGGAGGGCUGGAAUGACGGGCUCGUUGCUGCGCCUGAGUUGUCGGAGUCGUCGAACCUAUCGCGGGAGGCUGGGACGUUGAGGUGGUGGUUGAAGACGUGCUGGGAAGGCCAUGAGGAGUGUAAGAAGGACUUUGAUUCUUCGUACGUGCCCUCACGGCUGGUCGAUGUCCAGGGUUCGGAAACAGGGACGGUCCGGCUGGUAUUGACGAAGGGGGCAGCAAUGGAAGACAAGCGAUAUGUCGCUGCGAGCCAUUGCUGGGGGUUGAGCAUGCCUGCUUCGGCCAAGACGGUGGCAGCGAACCUCGACCAGCACACCGCGUCAAUACGCAUAGAAGAUCUGUCAAAGACGUUUGCUGACAUGAUAGAGAUUACACGAAAUAUCGGCAUGCGGUAUGUCUGGAUCGACUCUCUUUGCAUCAUCCAGGACUCCCGCGCAGAUUGGGAAGCCGAAGCGUCCCAGAUGGCAGCCGUCUACUCCAACGCGUAUGUGACCGUAUCUGCAUCAGGAUCUUCCGAUGGCACGGGCGGCUGUCGUUUGGGAAAUUCAAAAGACGUCCAUGUAGGACCAGCUGAUCUGACAUGGGAAGAGACGAGCGAGGACCAAAAUCGGGUCACAUCAAGCGCCAAAACCAUCCGCGUCUUCGGCCAGCCUGACAUCCAGACUGUCAAUGUACUGAUGCAGGACCCCCUCAUAAAGCGUGGUUGGACUUUACAGGAGCGAGAACUAUCUCCCCGAGUAGCCCACUACUCCAAGGACUCGAUUCGGUGGGAGUGCGCAACGCUGAAGGCGACGCUUGAGUUUCCCUGGGAAGACUCGCUGCCGUUCAACAUGGCACUCCGUGCAUUCGACAUGGGCCAGAUCCAGCCGCAAGAUGAGAAUAGCACAUAUUAUAACGAUGAGAAUGUUCAAAAGAAUGCCCUUGUGUGGUAUGAGGUGGUAGAAAGGUACAGCAAACGAUCACUGACGAAGCAAUCCGAUGUUCUGCCCGCCAUCUCUGGCAUUGCCCGGUAUUUUGCUAAGCAGACAGGUGAUGCGUAUUACGCCGGACUCUUUGCAUCGCAUGGGCCGAUGGCUCUCACAUGGAAAGUACAGGGCGAGUGGAAGAAGGAGGCGGGGAAGAGCGAGCGCCCUAAGGAUUACCUGGCCCCGUCGUGGUCGUGGGCAUCGGUGAAGGGGACUGUAGACUGGUUCAACAAGAGGGACGGUUCACGGCCUAUUGACAGCGUCUUUACGCCAAAGAUCCUCGAGAUGAGCACUGAGCCAGCAGGCAACGACCCUUUCGGCAUGCUCGCUGGAGGCCGGCUGCGGAUUAGAGGGUUAUUCAUACCGGCUGCAGCAAUGUGGAGAGAAGGGGACAAUCUACAAGCAGAUGAGCGGUCAAUCAUGGUCACUGGGCCUGAUGGACUACGGAAGGUUGGUAAUGUUACAUUCGACGUACCUUCAGAGGCUUGUCAGGUCGUGUUUUGCUUUGCAUGCCGCCGAGAGGAAGAGUAUGGGUGGAUUGAUGCUCUUGCUUUGGUGCCUUCGGGGGAGCUUGAUGCCAGCACGCAGUUCAAGAGGGUUGGGCUGAUUAGGUCGAAAGACAAGUCGUGGUGGGAGAAGGCGCAUAGGAUUGAGAUAACUAUCAUAUAA
This is a messenger RNA of Clonostachys rhizophaga, 1944 nucleotides long. The record is from the annotation of a GenBank genome assembly. Lineage: Eukaryota; Fungi; Ascomycota; Sordariomycetes; Hypocreales; Bionectriaceae.